AUGCCCGCCCAGGACAAAUAUACAGACCCCGAACUCCGCGACGAGGUCAAGGAAGAAGUCAAGCAGAGCGACAAGGGCGGAGCACCGGGACAAUGGUCGGCCAGAAAGGCACAAUUCAUGGCCGCCGAAUACAAAAAGCGUGGGGGAGAUUACAACACCUCCAAGGAGGAAGGAGAAAAGAAGGACGAGUCCCAACGGAGUCUCAAUCAAUGGACAGAAGAGGAAUGGCAGACGAAGGAAGGCUCGGGAACUGCGAAACAGGAGGAUGGAACGGAGAAGCGCUAUCUACCAAAGAAGGCGUGGGAAAAUAUGAGUGAUAAGGAGAAGGAGAAAACAGAUAAGAAGAAACAACAGGAGUCGAAGGACGGUAAGCAGUUUGUGUCGAAUACUGGAAAGGCACAGGAGGAAAGGAAAAAGGCGACGGAAGAGACUAAAAAGGAAGGAGAAGAGGAGGAUGGCGAAGAACAGAAUGGACAGGAGGAACAAGAUGAGAAAGCGUCCAAAUCCAAUGACAAUGGGAAGCAUGAGAAUGACCAAAAAGAAGAUGAGUUGGAAGAAGAUGAGAAAGCAUCUAGAUCCGAUGACAAUGAAGUGGACGAUGGCGAUGAUCGAGAGGAAAAUGGUUUGGACCAAGAUGGCAAGUCUGAUGGCGAAAUUGCUUCCAAGGCUCAAAAGGGCCGCAAGGGGGGAACGGGUCAGAAGAAGCAAAAUAAUCAGAAGGCCGAGGCUGGAACCAAACGCACCUCCGGUCAAGAAAAGACUCCGACCAAGAAGCCCAGAACACGCCAGGACAGCAAGGCUGAAAAUGAAUCAAAAUGA
Molecule: messenger RNA, 819 nt
Organism: Aspergillus affinis
Lineage: Eukaryota; Fungi; Ascomycota; Eurotiomycetes; Eurotiales; Aspergillaceae
Exons: 2
Coding region: 1-819 (272 amino acids)
Source: RefSeq, a predicted model, not a curated record